Messenger RNA from Ambispora leptoticha, 804 nucleotides. The record is from the annotation of a GenBank genome assembly. Lineage: Eukaryota; Fungi; Glomeromycota; Glomeromycetes; Archaeosporales; Ambisporaceae.
AUGUCAAUAUUCGUAAAUUUCAAUAAACCAACCGGAGCUCUAUUACUUCAAACAAUAAGUAGAACACGACCAUUCACGGCUGUAUCCCGUUCCAAAAAUUUUGAAUUACUGACAGCGCUCACCAGAACAACAACAGCAGCAAGUGCUGAUAAUAUAUCUACACAAAGAAGGCACUGUUGGAAAUGCGAUUCGGAAAUUGACUAUAGUUCUUUGCUCUGUAAUAGAGAAGAGUGUGGUGCUAUUCAACAAGGGUUACCAAAUGAUGUCACGUAUUUUGACUUGCUUGGUAUGGGUGUGUCUAGGCAAGGGGACAAAAAAAAAUUCUCGUAUGAUAUUGAUUUAUCACAAUUACGACGUAAUUUCCUGUCACUUCAACAACGCAUACAUCCGGACAGUUACUCACAAAAGGAUCAACAAGAAUACAUGUACGCCCUUAAUCAAUCCUCGAUAAUCAAUGGAGCGUAUCAAACAUUACGUGAUCCACUUGCCAGAGCUCAGUAUAUGCUUCGAUUGAACGGUAUCCUGGUGACCGAAUCAGAAUCAAUUGAAGAUCCUGAAUUAUUGAUGCAAGUGAUGGAAGCGCGUGAACUGCUUGAAGAAGCGACUUGCGAAGAAGAAGUAAAGAACAUAAGAGAGAUGAACGAAGAAAGGAUCAACGAAAUAAUAAAAGAAAUAUCACAAGCUUUCCAAAACAAUGAUUUGGAUACCGCCAAAGCGUUAACUAUCAGGCUACAGUAUUGGCAUAACAUUAGGAAUGCGGCCGUGGAUUGGGUACCUGGAAAACGUAUAGAAAUCUUACACUAG